GUCCCGCUGAGAUGCGGAUGACCUGCAGAAGCAGAAAUCUGCUCUCAUCCCUGAAGUCAACACCGCAGCGCGAUGGCCACGGCAGUGGAUGCGAAUUUAUAAAUAUUGUUGAAUUUAUUAAACUACCUCACAGUGCGUGUGAUUUGCGUCUCCCGCAGCUGUGAAAACAGUCCAGGUGGUCUCCGCUGCGUUAGGACGACUCGCCUGCUCCCACCAACUGUGACCCGGGCAUCAGGAAGAAGUUAAGCUACCAGGCUGUAUGGCUGAGCCGGAGCUGCUGCUCGACUCCAACAUCCGACUUUGGGUGGUGUUACCCAUCGUCUUCAUCACCUUUCUCGUCGGGGUGAUUCGGCAUUAUGUAUCCAUUCUUCUUCAAAGUGACAAGAAGUUGACGUUAGAGCAGGUUUCUGACAGCCAGGUUCUUAUUCGGAGCAGGAUCCUCAGAGAAAAUGGAAAAUACAUUCCCAAACAGUCUUUUUUGAUGAGGAAGUUCUACUUCAAUAAUCAAGAAGAUGGAUUUUUUAAGAAGACCAAAAGAAAGGUUGUUCCACCUUCUCCAAUGACAGAUCCCAGCAUGCUGACAGACAUGAUGAAAGGAAAUGUCACCAAUGUGCUUCCCAUGAUCCUCAUCGGAGGCUGGAUCAACUGGACCUUUUCAGGAUUUGUAACAACUAAGGUUCCCUUCCCUCUCACACUACGCUUCAAGCCCAUGCUGCAGCAAGGAAUAGAGCUGCUUUCACUGGAUGCUUCCUGGGUGAGCUCAGCCUCAUGGUAUUUCCUGAACGUGUUUGGACUACGAAGCAUGUACUCGUUAAUUCUAGGACAAGAUAAUGGUGCAGACCAGUCGAGGAUCAUGCAGGAGCAGAUGAGCGGUGCCGCCAUGGCCAUGCCUGCAGAUACAAAUAAAGCUUUCAAGGCUGAGUGGGAGGCGCUGGAACUGACCGAUCACCAGUGGGCACUGGAGAGUGUAGAGGAGGAUCUGAUGAGCAGAGAGCUGGACUUUGAUGGCAUGUUUAGCAAGGAGCUGCCGAGUGGCAUCUUCUGAUGGCCUGCUCACUUAUACUUGGAGCCUUCAAUUUGAAUUUUGACCAUUGCAGGGAUUUGUUUUUUGGUUAAAGCCACAGAGAUGGGACAAAUCCCUUCAUGUUAUGCAAAGUUUACAUUCACUUAUGUGUGGUCCUUGUCUUUUCACAUGUAUUUACCUUUCCAUUACUGUCCAUAGAAUAUCUGAAAUGACUUACACUGGUUUUGCUGCUGUAUCAUGCAUAUUUGAAAGCAUUGCUUUAUUUCACCUUUUGAGACAAUGAUGUUUGGGAGAAACGAAGUAGCUUUUUGCUUAUUGGAGUGCAUCAUUAGCUUGCAGCUGUAGUUAUGCCAUCGUAAAGCCAUUAGGUGAUAGAAUGUGAACUACCUAGUGCUUAUUUUUUCUUAUGUCAUGCAUAACACAAUUUUCAUAUGCUUCAUGUUCAAACACUAGGACACACCCAUUUUCCAUUUUUGAAUGAUGUUUAUUUAAUAAUAACAAUCUUUAAUGACUCCUUUUGUUACUGCAUAGAUAGAUCAGCUGUUCUCCGUCAGCUGCCGCAAUUUGGAAGUACUUAGACCCAGAACUGAUUAGUUGUUGGCUGAGAAUGUUUGUGUGAUUGAAAUAUUGUGUUUUUUUUGAGGUAUGUAGAUGGUUUAUUUUGUAAUGUAACUCCCCUGUGUUUUGUACAGAAUAAAGCCUGUUUUGACAAGA
Molecule: messenger RNA, 1738 nt
Organism: Plectropomus leopardus (leopard coralgrouper)
Lineage: Eukaryota; Metazoa; Chordata; Actinopteri; Perciformes; Serranidae
Gene: emc3
Product: ER membrane protein complex subunit 3
Biological process (GO): protein folding in endoplasmic reticulum
Cellular component (GO): membrane; EMC complex
Source: RefSeq, a predicted model, not a curated record